Osmia lignaria (orchard mason bee) is the source of this 2050-nucleotide messenger RNA. RefSeq lists its product as uncharacterized. The record is from RefSeq and is a predicted model, not a curated record. NCBI's taxonomy places the organism in Eukaryota, Metazoa, Arthropoda, Insecta, Hymenoptera, Megachilidae. Gene Ontology annotation, molecular function: calcium ion binding.
UUACGAGCGUUCUCUUGCUGCCUUUCACGUUUCACGAUUGACUCGCAAAUCAGAGAAGACGGAGGAGAAGGUUGUUCGUCGCGACACUCGUCGAUAUUCGAAAGCAAUUAAAGUUCUCCUGCUUUCAGGCUUUUUGUCCGGUUGCUCUUUGCGUCUGGCUUUAUUCCUCGCGGCUUUCUCCCCUUACUUAUCGGCUGGCUUUGCCAGCAAGCCCGCUUUGAACCAGCUUUUACCCUUCGACUAAUUCACUCUAUUGUGACAAGGUAUAUUCAAGAAGCCUGUUCGAUUAUGCACCACUCUAUGCUUUCAUCGACUCUCCACCUGUUAUACACAAAAAUUGUCAUUUUUCAUUAUAAAUCAGCGUUUACCAUGAACGUCGUAGCAGAAACAACGAAGAAUCAACGUAAAACAGAGACGUUUUAAACGAAUAAUGAAAUCGAUAUUAUACGCGUCUCUAUGUUUUUGCGUUUUACCUGAACUUUGUUCGAUGGAGCAAAUGACAUUUCCAAUUCAAGAAUUGGAAACAACUACACCGAUCAGCGAAAGUAGAACAGCGACGAAGGAAGAAGGGGAAAUCGAGGCUGUGCCAAUGACGGAACAGGUUAUAGAUCCUGAUGUGAGGAUGACCGACGUGCCUGACGUGGACGAACCGAGCGAAGAUUGGGACGCCGAAUGGGAUAAGAAUAAGGUCAUUCGAGACGUCGCCUAUUACAUUCGGGCGCAUAAAUUUCAAGACUACGAUCGUAGAUACUACAGGAGACCGGAGGACUCUCGGGGCAGACUCUACGAAGAGUUCCCGAAGCCUCCAUUGAGGUCCUUGCACUGGGAAGUGCGCAAAUACUGUGACGCGAGCUUCGUCGAGUGUCUAAAGUAUCUGGAAGGUGUGAUUAAGGAUACUCCCCUGAAGCGAGAAGACGACACUGUGACAAUAAUGAAAGAACAGAAGUGGAAGGUUGAGAACAAUACCAAGCAGAUCCAGGCAGUUCAAAGGGACUGUCAGACGGCACAGAGGCGUGACGAACUAACCGCGCUUCCCUUCCAAGGUCCAAUUGAACGAUUUCAGUGGCGCAGCACGGUGAGCUACUACAUGUGCUGGUACACGAUGCUCGGCGUUCCAGAGCUGAGCAUCUUCGGCGAAUCCUGCGACAACUAUGCCAAUUGUCAGAUGGAACACGAAGGCGGAAACGGUGAUCCGCGAGCCGAUGACACGCAGCCGUAUGCCUGUGCCCUUUAUAGUUUCUGUCCGGAUCACUGUUGUCCUAUCAGGCACAUCCGUGACAUGACGGAUUGCUAUCAGUCGCCAGUGAAUCCUUGUUACGCCGCAAACCCACCGGAGCACAGAACGUGCACGUUGAACAGGCAAGAAAAUCAGGAUUUCUUCAGCUUGAUAGGCAACCAGAUAAACAUCAGCUGCGAGUGCAUGGAAUCUGGCUACGAAUGGUCCUCGAGAUUCGGUCUCUGCGUGGACGUGAACGAGUGCACCAGAGGAGAGCACAGUUGCUCCAUAAACGACGGAGAGGCGUGCAUGAAUAUGCCAGGUGGUUACCAGUGCAUCUGCAAAAUCGGUUAUGUUUACGAUCCAGGAAGAAGAGAAUGCGUUUUCAGCUCCACCAUCCACGAAUUGUUGGCUGGAGAGAAGAAUGAGACGAACGUCACCGAAACGAAUAAUAUCCUCGAGAUGGUGGUCAAAGCCAUCACUAGAUCGAGUGACAAUUCCCUAAGAAUCAAUUAUUCCAUUCUUUUCCUUGUAAUGUUGAUGUAUUUUUUAGCGACAGAAUAAUAAUAAUGUAUUCUGUUUUGUUUUUCUCGCAAAUUGAAUCAUUAUUAAUUAGAAAAGGGCAAAUGUCUCGGGGAAUGGAGUGCACUAUUGAAAUUUGUUUCGGUAACGAUUCAAAUUUUAAUCUUACCACGAAUACCUUCCGUGGACGGUUAUUUGCUUAGUGAAGGGAAAUUCGAUGCCUUCUCGUGGUAUUUAGCAUAAUAGGCGUGGAUAGGAAUGCCGGAAGAGUAAAUAGAAACCUUUAACGCGUUCAGUUUCAGAGGAAUCCAA